GCCGUUGCUCUCCUGUCCUCCGUCGCCAUGUCCCUUCCGCACGCUGCCUUUGCCCACGUCUACAUCAUCGCCGAGGGCGCUGCCCUGCCCACGGCUAUCCUGCCUCGUGCUGUCCAUCUGCUCUCUUCUGUCGUCCCCAGCGUCCAGGUGACCCACUCGCUCAACCACGGCUGGGGCUCCGAUUCCCUGGUCAUCUCCAUCGGCAACAACUCCGUCACCCGCGCCUCCAUCCCCCAGGGUGCUGUCGACGAGCUCGAGCCUGAGGGCUACAUCGUCACCUCCAAGCGUACCGAAAACGGCGCCCUUCUGGUCCUGGCCGACGGCAAGGCCACCGCCAAGGACGAGCACACCGGCCACCCCUAUAAGCACGGCAACCUCGGCCAAGCCUACGCCCUGUACUUUAUCCUCGAGGAGCUUGGCUUUGCCUUCCUGCAUCCUCUGGCCCCCGCCAUCCCCCCGCACCUGACCCUCCGCCGUCUCCCUGUCAAUGUCCGCGAGUCGCCCCGCUGGGCCACCCGUGCCUUCCACUACCACACCCAGCAUCCCCUCGAGCUCGUUGACCUCCUCGAGGGCUGGGGCCCCCAGGGUCCCGAGGACCGUGCCGGCUGGGACUCGCAGCUGCCCGAGUGGGCGCUCUACCUCGAGUGGCUCGUGGCCAACAAGCAGAACGCCAUCGAGUGGGUCCUGCUCGAGGCCCUGACCUGGGCCGAGUUUGCUCGCUCCAAGGAGCGCCAGGACCGCCUCACCAUCCUUGUCGAGCUCGGCCAUAGCUAUGGUAUCCGCAUCGGCGUCGACACCCCCAUCAUCUUUGCCCAGCAGCACUCGUUCCGUCUGCUCCGAAACGGCACCGGUCAAGACAAGGACUUUGAGAACGAGAAGCAGGAGAUCCACGACUCGAUCGACUAUGUCCUGAGCUGCGGCUUUGAUUUUCUCGGCACCGAGGGAGGCACGUCCGAGUUCACCCACCCUGAUGCCAAGAAGAUGCUUGACUACAUGAACGCCGUCGCCGACUACGCCCGUGAAAAGUACAACGUCCCCACCGACAUCAAGGUCCACUGCUCCUCUGGCCAGGUCGCCAAGGGCUUCAAGGACGAGCGCACCGGCGAGGAUAUCAACUUCAACUUCCUCCCCCACUUUGCCACCAAGAACCUGGGCGUCCUUGUCCACACGGUCGAGGAGUAUGCCCUCGACGACCCCGCCCCCACCUACGGCAACAAGGAUUUCAAGUAUCUCCGCGACUUCCUCAACUGGGAGCGCGAGCUCGGCAACCGCAAGGUGCUCUUCUAUCCCGAGACGGCCUACUGGGUCACUGUCGACAUUGAUGUCCCGCUGUUCCUGCCUAUCUAUGCCGACCGCCGCGUCCACGACCUGCGCCUCCUGGCCGAGGAUGAGCAGAACUCGGCCUCCAAGAGAAAGAUGGAGGGCCAGCUCAUCUUCUCCAGUGGAUGGGAGUGGAGCUACUGGCUCAACGACUCAGUUGCUGCCCGUGCUGUCUGGAACCCCUUCUCGGAUGAACCCACCCAGCGCGAAGCCUUUGUUCGCUCGCUGCGUCCCUUCACCAAGCAUCUCGACGACCACGUUGCCGCCGAGGUCGAGGCCCUCCUGGCUGACUGGGUGCAUGCCCAACAGGAGAACUUGAUUGAAGGCAAGGUCAAUGGCAUCGCUCCCAAGGACAUUUUCAAGCGCACUGGCCACGCCUAUCUCGAAGGCUGGGACACUUGGGACGAUAUCAGCCGCCUUCUCAAGGACUGGCAUAUGCCCGGUGCCAGCGUUACCCAGAGCGAGUCGCUUGACUUUGGCGACAUGGCUGCCAAGAGCCGCAGCUUUGGCUUGGAUCCCACCGCGGUCGACUACAAGACCCAGGUUGCCCCUCUGCUGGUCGAGAUGGAGUCGCGCUUCCUGGCCCUCUCGAACCGCACCACUGCCCUCUCUGCCAAGAUCCCCGCCUAUUUGAAGAGUCUGUGGGACGACGUUGCCGACUCGGCCCGCAUCACCUACCUCCGCAUCCGUCUGGUUCACGCCCUGUACGAGUACGUCGACAGAGCAGGCGGCGUCUAUCAGUUCCUGGGCAUCAGCGACAACGCCAAGUUCCUGGAUGUCGCUCUCCACGCCAUCAAGGAGGCUUCCCACAUUGUCAAGCGCCGCGAGGUCAACUACCGUGCCGAUGCCGAUCGUCUUGCUGGCUGGACUGGCCUCAACAAGAACCCCACCAGCUACAGCUUCCGCUACCUGUGGAUGGUCCGCUCGCUGCACCUCUGGUGGAGAGACAUUGGCCGUGCCGUCGACCGCAACUACAAGCCGGGCUUUAUGAACGUCAUCAACCCGCUUGAGGUCGGUCUUUCCCAGGGCGAAGUCCUCAGCAAGGCCGAAGAUAUUGCUGCGGUCAUCAACAAGCUUGGCUUGAUCAGCAACAUCCUGGACCUCAAGUCCGAGGAGCCCAAGUGGCCCCAGGACAUUCCCAACUUCCCUGCCGCCAUCAUCGAGCGCUACAACCUCGAGCACUGAGCGGGGGACCAACUGCCAUAAUAAUCCUAGUCUAUUCGUGACUGGGGGUUCUAUUUCUUCUGUCUAUAUGUCUCAUUCUGUCGUGUCUCGUUUGCGCGAGUCUGUCGCCGAAAGUGUCGCCUGAGCGACGACUGUCCGCCAACGCAGUCUCAGCGGCCCCACCAUGUCGUAUCUCCCCAAUACGGUGCUCGUAAAAUGAAGUGAAACACCCAUCCUGCCUUUAUCGCUAUUUUGGGGGUGGGUGGGAAUGCA
Polychytrium aggregatum is the source of this 2757-nucleotide messenger RNA. RefSeq lists its product as uncharacterized. NCBI's taxonomy places the organism in Eukaryota, Fungi, Chytridiomycota, Chytridiomycetes, Polychytriales. The coding region runs from base 28 to 2505 and encodes 825 amino acids. The transcript is spliced from 5 exons. The record is from RefSeq and is a predicted model, not a curated record.